UAAUAUUAUAGAAAUGGGGGGAAAAGUGAUGUUAUUGUUGUUGGUAGUGAUGAUAGUUUGUGGAGGAUGUGAAUGCAAAGGAGGUAAGGUGUACAAGGUUGGAGGGUCUUCUGGUUGGACAAAUAUUGGUCCUCUUCCUUACAAAUCUUGGCCUUCUUCUAUUGCUUUUCAUGUCGGUGACACUCUAUGUAAGAAGACUACAUCUCUCUCUCUCUCUCUCUCCACCUUAUAUUUUAGUCAAAAAUACUACUAUGUUUUAUUUUAUUCCUCCAUUACUUCAAUUACAAGGUUUUUUUUUAAAUGUUUUUAUAAUGUGUAUAGUAAUCACUUGCCACCCACUAUAUUAAUCACCCGGAUUUUUUUUUUUGUUUUUUGUUGUUGUGGUGCAGUGUUCGAGUACAAGAAAGAAUUCCACAACGUGGUACGAGUGACACACACAAACUUCAACAACUGCAAUUCCACGAACCCUUACCACACUUGGUCCACCGGUAACGAUUCGUUCACAAUCCCAAGGCACGGCCACUUUUACUUUAUCUGUGGGGUACCGGGUCACUGCCAAUCGGGUCAAAAGAUUGACAUCCGGGUCCCGAUAUCCGUACCCGCCCCAUCUCCACAAAGCCCAUCACUACCCGGCCCAACUUCAGUAUCGGUUGCACCCGCUCCAUCUCCAAAAAGUGGAUCUUCUUCUCUCCAUUUGUCUUGGAAGCUUUGGGUGUUAGUAGUAGCUGUUGGCCUUCCGCAGUUUCUAUCUUAA
Molecule: messenger RNA, 754 nt
Organism: Erythranthe guttata (spotted monkey flower)
Lineage: Eukaryota; Viridiplantae; Streptophyta; Magnoliopsida; Lamiales; Phrymaceae
Source: RefSeq, a predicted model, not a curated record